Messenger RNA from Silurus meridionalis, 5646 nucleotides. RefSeq names its product myosin VAb (gene myo5ab). The record is from RefSeq and is a predicted model, not a curated record. NCBI's taxonomy places the organism in Eukaryota, Metazoa, Chordata, Actinopteri, Siluriformes, Siluridae. Gene Ontology annotation, molecular function: actin filament binding; ATP binding; microfilament motor activity. Gene Ontology annotation, cellular component: myosin complex; actin cytoskeleton; cytoplasm. The transcript is spliced from 40 exons. Gene Ontology annotation, biological process: actin filament organization; vesicle transport along actin filament.
UGCAGAGCCAUAUGCUUUUAUCUCACAUCUACAACCGGCAUUCAUGCUUUCCUGGAAAUAUCAGUAGACUGCCUUAGAUGUCAGCGUUUGCCUGGUUUAUUUUACAACUUGUUAGCGUGUCUGUUCGCCUUUGAGGAAGUUUUUAUAUUGGAAUAAAUCUUAAUGGAAACACCGGCGCUCUACAACAAGUAUGCCCGAGUUUGGAUCCCGGACCCUCAGGAGGUCUGGAGAUCUGCAGAACUGACCAGAGACUACAAACCUGGAGAUAGUGCUCUUCAGCUGCAGCUUGAUGAUGGCAGGGAGUUGGAGUAUAAAUUAGAACCCAAAAGCAGCACUCCGCCUCCCCUUCGUAACCCAGACAUCCUGGUGGGCGAGAACGACCUCACGGCUCUGAGUUACCUGCACGAACCUGCCGUGCUGCACAACCUGCGCAUCAGAUUCGUCGACUCGAAGCUUAUCUACACCUACUGUGGAAUCAUCCUGGUGGCUAUCAAUCCCUAUGAGACGCUGCCAAUCUAUGGUGCAGACAUCAUCAAUGCAUACAGUGGGAAGAACAUGGGGGACAUGGACCCACACAUUUUUGCAGUUGCUGAAGAGGCCUACAAACAGAUGGCUAGAGAUGAGAGGAAUCAAUCCAUUAUAGUGAGCGGAGAGUCUGGAGCAGGAAAGACCGUGUCAGCUAAAUAUUCCAUGCGUUACUUUGCCACAGUCAGCGGCUCUUCCACGGAGAGGAGUGUGGAGGAAAAAGUGCUGGCAUCCAGCCCUAUAAUGGAGGCAAUUGGAAAUGCAAAAACAACCAGGAAUGACAACAGCAGUCGUUUUGGGAAGUACAUUGAGAUUGGAUUUAAUAGGAAUUACCACAUCACAGGGGCUAACAUGAGGACAUACCUGCUCGAGAAGUCCCGUGUUGUGUUUCAGGCAAUUGAAGAGCGCAACUAUCAUAUCUUCUACCAGUUGUGCGCCUCUGCCCAUUUACCUGAAUUCACAGCUCUGCAAUUAGGCAGUGCAACUAAGUUUCUCUACACUAAUCAGGGCAGAAGCCCUGUCAUAGACCAAGUGGAUGACGUUCAGGAAAUGCAAGUCACUCGGCAGGCUUUUUCACUUCUGGGUAUUAAUGAAAGUCAGCAAUUGGAUUUGUUUCAGAUCCUGGCUGCCAUUCUUCAGCUGGGAAAUGUAGAGAUGAUGGGCAAAGGCUCAGGAAACUGCAGUGUCUCAGUGGAAAAUAGUCACCUGGCUAUAUUCUGUGAUCUGCUAAUGGUGUCUCCUGAGGCCAUGGUCCAUUCGUUGUGUCAUAAAAAACUGAAGACCGCCACAGAAACCUUCAAUAAGCCUCUGACCAAAAUGGAGGCGGUAAACGGCCGUGAUGCCUUGGCUAAACACAUUUAUGCCAAGCUUUUUACAUGGAUAGUUGGUCAGAUCAAUAAGGCUCUGCAUUCAUCUAGCAAGCAGCACUCAUUCAUUGGAGUGCUAGACAUCUAUGGGUUUGAGACGUUUGAAAUAAACAGCUUUGAGCAGUUUUGUAUUAACUACGCUAAUGAGAAACUCCAACAGCAGUUUAACACGCAUGUGUUCAAACUGGAGCAAGAAGAAUACUUAAAAGAGAAGAUUCCAUGGACUCUGAUUGAUUUCUAUGACAAUAAGCCAUGUAUUAACCUGAUUGAGGCCAGAAUGGGAGUGUUGGAUCUGCUUGAUGAAGAGUGCAUGAUGCCAAAGGGAUCAGAUGAUUCAUGGGCACAAAAGCUCUAUAAUACCCACCUUAAGAAGAGUGAUCAUUUCGACAAACCACGGAUGUCCAACAAGGCCUUCAUCAUCAGUCAUUUUGCUGACAGGGUGGAGUAUCGAUGUGAAGGGUUUCUGGAGAAAAACAAAGACACAGUAAAUGAGGAACAGAUAAAUGUCCUGAAAUCGAGUAAGUUUGCUUUGCUUUUGGAGCUCUUUCAUGAAGAGGAAACAGCUCAGAGCAAAGUUGCUUCAAGUCGAACAAAGAUCACGAAAGUGGGCCAGUCUUUUAGAGAACACAAGAAAUCUGUUGGGCUACAGUUUCGAAACUCGUUGCAGUUGCUAAUGGACACUUUAAAUGCCACAACUCCUCAUUAUGUACGCUGCAUAAAGCCCAAUGACCAGAAAACUCCUUUUGUAAUGAACCCCAUUAGGGCAGUGCAGCAGUUGAGGGCAUGUGGCGUACUGGAGACUAUACGCAUUUCUGCUGCAGGCUUUCCAUCCAGGUGGACUUAUCAGGAGUUUUUCACUCGGUACCGAGUUCUGAUGAAGCAAAAGCACCUGCUGUCAGACAUGAAGUCAACCUGCCAGAAUGUUCUUGCACAGCUGAUAGCGGACCCAGACAAGUACCAGUUUGGAAGAACUAAGAUCUUCUUCCGGGCAGGCCAGGUGGCAUAUUUGGAGAAACUGAGGGCCGAUAAACUGCGUGUAGCUUGCGUCCAGAUUCAAAAGACCAUCCGUUGCUGGGUCGCCCGGAAGAAAUACCUGCGUCUGCGCACAGCUGCUGUCACCGUGCAGAGAUACGCACGUGGACACCAGGCUCGGGCCUUGUGUAAGUCCUUGAGGAAGACCAAGGCAGCUGUGGUCAUUCAGAAGUACCUGCGAAGGUAUGCAGCCAGACGACUUUAUAAGCAGAAACAAGCAGCAGCAGUGCUCCUUCAACGCCUGCUUCGUGGCCACAGAGCCAGACUGCAGUAUAGAAAGGUUCGGUAUGAGAUGAAGGUGGUGGUGGUGCAGCGCUGGGUGCGUGGCUGGCUAGCACGGCUGCACUACAGACGCACUGUGCAGGCUGUGGUGUGUCUGCAGUGCUGUGUGCGGCGAACGCUGGCUCGAAGAGAGCUCAAGAGACUCAAGAUUGAGGCACGUUCAGUCGAGCGCUACAAAACACUCAAUGUAGGGAUGGAAAAAAAGAUAAUGCAGCUACAGAUGAAAGUGGAUGAGCAGCAUAAAGAGAACAGAGAGCUGUCAAAGCGCUUGUGUGCAGUUGAAAGCUGGAGCAUGGCAGAGAUGGGUAAAUUACGCACCCAGCUAGAAACACUGCACAGGGUGGAGGAAGAAGCUCGCAGUUUUAGUGGUCAGGUGUCUGCUCUGGAAGAGGAGCUGGGAUUGACUCAGCGUGAACUGGAAAAAAACAGACUGAUGCUUGCUGAGCUGAAAGAGACAAACUGUCUGCUGAAGUGUGAGAAGGAUGAGCUAAACGGACUGAUCCAGGAACAGAGCCAACAGAUUACUGAUCAGUUGCGAGAAGCCCACAAGGAAUACACCGAGCACCUGCAGAUGGAGCUUAAUGAUGAGCGUACUCGCUACCAAAACCUUCUAACUGAACACAUCAAACUGGAGGCUCAGUAUGCUGAUUUGAAAUCAGAGCAAGUGGCUGCAACAUAUGCCACCAAACAAGGUCCAUUGAGAAAAGACUCUGUUUUUAGCAGCAAUGAAUCCGAAUACACUCAUUACUCGGAGUUUACAGAAUCAGAGGCCAGCAUACAGGUUCAAGAGGAGGAGGUAAAGGGAAGUGUGGAUGUUUCUCUCCUGCUGAAGCUGCAGAAGCGAGUUGCUGAGCUGGAGCAGGUGAAGAUGAACCUGCAGAGAGAGUGGGAUUCCAGAGAGGAGCAGCUCCAACAGGAACAUGCCACGGUACACAUACACUAGAAAACGUUAGGAGCUGAGAGAGACUACGAGGCCCAGAAGCGACAGGAGCUUGAGUCAGCGAAUAAGAGACUGAAGAAGGAUCUGAAUGAUCUGCGUGUGUCUGUCAGUGUGCGGAAGGGCUCAGGAUUGGCACAAGCUUAUAAUGUGCUCUUGGAGCAGCUGAGUUCUGCUACCGAGGAACUGGAAAUGCGCAAAGAGGAAGUGCUUUUGCUGCGCACUCAGCUGGUCAAUCUAGAGGGCUUCAAUUAUAAGGAAGCAGCAGUGGAAAGUAACUCAAGUAACACUAGCAGAUCCCCCACUUUAGAUUUACAUAAGCUGAAUGAGGAUGGAGAGCUGUGGAUGGCAUACGAGGGACUCAAAGAAACUAACAGAGUGCUGGAGUCUCAGCUGCAAGCUGAAAGACAAAGUCAUACAGAGGAGAUGGAAGCCCUGAAAACAGAGUUGCAUGUUUUGAAAGAGGAGCGAGACCAGCAGAAGCUUCUUCUCAGCAAUACACUACAACUGCCUCAAGAUGGUCGUGUUAACGCAGCUUUCCAAAACGAGAUCAGCCGCCUUACCCGACAUAAUCUAGAACUAAUGGAACAAAUGGACAAGCAGGACAAGACCACACGCAAGCUGAAGAAACAGCUGAAGAUGAGGAAGAUGGAGGAGCUGGACAAUACCUCUUUGGAUCAGCCUUGUACAGAAAGCGGAGUGACCGAGGAUCUACAAGAGGUGAACAUCCCGCGCAAAGAACGGCACUGUCAGGGCAUGCUGGAGUACAAAAAGGAAGAUGAAGCGAAGCUAUUUAGGGCGCUUAUCACAGAUCUAAAGCCCAGAGGGGUUGCAGUGAGUCUGAUCCCAGGCCUACCAGCUUACAUUCUCUUCAUGUGUCUCCGCCAUGUUGACUACACUAACGAUGACCAGAGAGUCCGCACGCUGCUCAACAACUCGAUCAGCAGCAUCAAGAAUGUUCUAAAGAAACGAAGCUGCGAUUUUGAUACAUUGUCAUUCUGGUUGGCCAAUACGUGUCGCUUCCUGCACUGCCUGAAACAGUAUAGCGGGGAAGAGGUCUACGCUAAACACAACACUCCCCAGCAGAACAAACAGUGUCUGCUGAACUUUGACCUGACUGAUUACAGGCAGGUUUUGAGUGACUUGGUCAUCCAGAUUUACCAGCAGCUCAUCAAAUGCAUGGAGGAUGUCCUUCAGCCUAUGAUUGUUGCAGCCAUGCUGGAGCAGGACACCAUCCCUGGUGUGUUGGGGAUCAAACCGACCGGGUUAAGGAAGCGUACCUCGAGCUCCUUCACGCUGGAGUGCAUUUUGAGACAGCUCGAUUCAUUCCACUCCACUCUGCUCCAGCACGGCAACGACGCCGAUCUUAUCAGACAAGUGCUCAAACAACAGUUUUACGUCAUCUGUGCCACCACACUGAACAACCUGCUCCUGCGCAAGGACAUGUGCUCGUGGAGCAAAGGGCUGCAGAUCAGAUAUAAUGUGAGUCAGCUGGAGGAGUGGCUGAUGGAUAAGAGAGUUCAGGGCGGUGGUGUCCGAGAAACGCUGGAGCCUCUGAUCCAGGCUGCUCAGCUGCUUCAGAUCAAGAAAAAGAGUCAAGAAGAUGCAGAGGCCAUCGCCAUGAUGUGCACGGCGCUCACUGCCACACAGAUUGAAAAGAUCCUGAACCUGUACACACCAGUUAAUGAGUUUGAGGAAAGGGUGUCUGCAUCAUUCAUGAACACUGUACACGCUUUGUUAAAGGAUCGUCAGGAAUCUCCUAACUUGCUCAUGGACAGCAAACUUCUCUUCCCCUUCAGUUUUCCCUUUAAUCCUUCCCUUGUGCCCCUCGAGAGCCUCCAGAUUCCCAAAAGCCUCAACCUUAGCUUUCUUACGAGUCUCUAAAACCCAGCAGAAGCUUCAUCAUUUAAUUUACACAAAGCCCUAGAGAUUUCUUCAUUGCAAUGGGGAGGAAAAAAAAGUAAUGUACAUUUAAAUAAAUAAACUGCUUUUGGCAAAACAUAA